ACCAAAAUAGUCAUACAUUCUGUCCUUGUGUUACUUAUGGAUGGAGAGAAGAUAAGUCAUUCUCCUUUUUUCCGAGGACCCCCUGGAGACCACUCAAGGACCCCUGGGGUUCCACACUUUUAGACCCACUGACAUAAUGAACAACAGUAAGUUGGCAACCAGCAGCGGUGAUGCGUCAUAUGACAGCGUUGGGGUCGGAUAUCUCAGUGUAUCCUCGUAGGCAGAUGUGACACUGUGCUCUCAGGCAGACAAACAGGAGACCACCUCCUCCAAGCAGCGCACCAUGAUUCAACUCCGCUGCUGUCGCCCCGGCUGCUGCUUUUGGACAAACUUUCACGGAUUAAAUAAAGCCGACAGUUUCUGAGAGAAGAGCUGUGAGGAAGACUGCUUUCUGUUAGUAGCAGGAGUCUUCACUUGUUAAGUUACACUCUUAUCGUAAGCUCUGCCUGAUCUUUCUUAGGGGGUUUCCUCAGUGUUCAGCCACAAGCUCACCUGCAGAAGCCGAACCAUGCGCUCCCGGUUUGCCUCCAUCCUUCCCCUCCUAUUUGUCCUCUGCCUUCCCUCUGUUUUCUCCUCCUUCUCCUCACGCCCACAGUGGAUUCUCCAGCAUGUUCCUGUGGUCCUCCCACAGCACACGGAAAGUCGACCGGCCCCUCGCUUCCUGUCCCCGGCCCGCCUGGAUGUCAACUCGCCCUGUGAUCCAGAAUGCCACAAGAGAGCCCCUCGCCCGAGCUACUGGGACCUGCGGGGUCUUCUGGCCUAUGAGACACUCCACUCUGAUGGUCAACUUACUGAGACCGCCAUUGGGAUCUAUGGCUACAGCCCCAGUUCUAACACUAGUCCAGCAUACUCCUUGGGGUCGUCUGGGAAGACUGAGCGGUCACACGUCAGACGAAAGCGACAGAUCUUUGGUCAUGAUGGGCGUUUUAGCAUUGCAGGGCAGAACUUCCUGCUUAAAUAUCCUUUCUCAGUGGCUGUAAAACUGUCCACUGGAUGCUCUGGUACCUUGGUGGGGGACCGUCAUGUUCUCACAGCUGCUCAUUGUGUUCACGAUGGUAAAAACUAUGUGAAAGGAGCCCAGAGGCUUCGGGUUGGGUUUUUAAAACCCAAGCAACGAGAAACACAGUCGUCUACCCUUUUCCUUCCCUCCAACUUCUCCAAUUAUGUUGAAGGUGGCCCCGCUCCUUACGCCCCGCCAACCAAUGACAAAAUGAAGUUCCAGUGGAUCAGAGCCAAGCGCACCCAUGUUCCCAAAGGAUGGAUUAAAGGGAAUGCCAAUGACAUUGGGAUGGACUAUGACUAUGCUUUGCUUGAACUCAAGAAACCCCACAAACGCCGCCACAUGAAGCUGGGUGUCAGCCCUCCGGCUCAGAGGCUGCCUGGUCAUCGAGUCCAUUUCUCAGGAUUUGACAAUGACCGUCCAGGCAAACUGGUGUAUCGGUUCUGUCAGGCCGGUGAGGAGACAUCAGACCUGCUGUACCAGCACUGUGACGCUCAGCCCGGUGCCAGCGGGUCAGGAGUCUACGCUCGGAUGUGGGAUGGGCGACGCCGGCGCUGGGAGCGGAAGGUGAUAGGUGUGUUUUCUGGGCAUCAGUGGGUGGAGCGACAAGGGGCGUCUCAGGAAUUUAAUGUAGCAGUAAGAAUCACACCUCUCAAAUACGCUCAGAUCUGCUACUGGAUAAAAGGCAACUUUGUGGACUGCCGAGAAGGGUGAGGAAAAAGGUGGAGAGUGAGCAUGACACAGGGGUGAAGCUAGGAAAUCAAGGCCAGCCUCAUACAUCCUACUGGAAUAUUGAGGCUGCAAAAAUCAACACUUUUCACCCUGCUACUUAUGGCACUGACAUGACAUAACACAACAUAAAUGUCUAAAUUUUGCGUGUCGCUCCCAUUCACAGAAACCCAACAGAAGUAAUGUAAAUACAGACCUUACAGAAACAAAUUCAGUAAUGACACCAUAUUAGGUCAAAUGUGUUCAUUUAUGCAGUUUUGCAUCUUCACCUAUACAUUUCUAAAAUAUGCAAUAAGCUGAUAACAUUCAUGUUAACUGGGGAAACAUUUAGGUCAAGUGGUUUUGCAGAACAGAGGCAGGUUUAUCUGCUUCUUGGAACAUAGUUAUCUGGAAGUCCCUCAAAUCCGGAACAAGGACAGAUGUUUAAAGAUCUCCUUGGAGCAAGCCCCAAGGAGCAGGACUGGGAGAACAGUUUCAUGAUGCUUCAUAGCCUUUUCUAUUGUGCUAAUACUGAGGCUUGCACUGUUAAAACUCUUGAAGAACUUUUUUCUACUGAAAAUGAUGAUUAUUGUGGGUGAAUGUACAAGUCAGCUACCAAAGGUGCCAAUUGUUUCUGUCCAAACCAUCAUGUAUCUCCUCUCAGUGGACACACUAAUUAUCUAUAAUGUAUUCUGUCAGCUAAGUUAAGACUGUUUUGACAAAAUAUUCCAACUGUUACACAGAUUGGUGUUUAAGGACUGCAGAUGAGUCUUGUCAAGGCUGCAGAUUACUUCUUAAAUGGAACACAUUUUGUUGAAUGUUUUACUUUAAUGCUUAGCGCCCUCUGGUGGGAAUGAUCAAACAUUGCAGGUGUCUGCGAUGACCAUUUAUGCCAACAUAGCUUAGGCCUCUAUAAGCACUUUCUACCUUCUCCUCGAUUAACUUUUGUGACAUUGCAUUAUUUGUUUUUCAAAAGCUGAAGACAAAUUUAAUGAAAUAUAUGCUUGAAAUAA
Molecule: messenger RNA, 2721 nt
Organism: Thunnus maccoyii (southern bluefin tuna)
Lineage: Eukaryota; Metazoa; Chordata; Actinopteri; Scombriformes; Scombridae
Product: serine protease 23-like
Exons: 2
Coding region: 509-1714 (401 amino acids)
Biological process (GO): proteolysis
Molecular function (GO): serine-type endopeptidase activity
Source: RefSeq, a predicted model, not a curated record